AUGGCCGGCGAGUUGGAUUUGAAUGUUGAUGAGAUAAUUUCAGCACUGUUGGAAGUGAGAGGGCCUCGAAUUAGCACUGCUGUAAACCUGAAGGAAGAGGAUAUUAAAGCACUAUGUGCCAAGUCGAGGGAGAUUUUCCUUUCGCAACCUAUUCUACUGGAAUUGGAAGCGCCGCUAAAAAUAUGUGGAGAUAUUCACGGUCAGUACACAGAUUUGAUGCGAUUGUUCGAAUACGGUGGGUUUCCUCCCGACGCUAAUUACCUCUUCCUUGGCGAUUACGUGGAUAGAGGGAAACAGAGCUUGGAAACUAUUUGCCUUCUUUUGGCCUACAAAAUAAAGUAUCCUGAGAACUUCUUUCUUCUCCGUGGCAAUCAUGAAUGCGCUUCAAUUAACAGAAUAUACGGAUUCUAUGAUGAAUGUAAACGAAGAUACAAUGUAAAACUAUGGAAGACAUUCACAGACUGUUUCAAUUGUCUUCCUGUUGCAGCCAUUGUUGAUGAAAAAAUAUUUUGUUGUCAUGGAGGAUUAUCUCCAGACCUUCAAACUAUGGAACAGAUCCGUCGGGUUUUACGUCCCACUGAUGUUCCAGAUACCGGUCUGCUCUGCGACAUUCUAUGGGCUGAUCCGGACAAGGACACAAGAGGCUGGGGCGAGAAUGACAGAGGCGUUAGCUUCGUAUUCGGCGUGGAUGUGGUGGAGAAGUUCCUGCAUCGCCACGACCUUGACCUUAUCUGCCGUGCUCAUCAAGUGGUGGAAGAUGGGUACGAGUUCUUUGCUCAGCGCCGUCUCGUCACCCUCUUUUCGGCGCCCAACUACUGCGGCGAGUUUGAUAACGCCGGUGGAAUGAUGUCAGUCGAUGAAACACUCAUGUGCUCCUUCCAGAUUCUUAAGCCCUCCGAAAAGAAGUCGAAAUAUCAGUACCUUGGCGUUAAUUCUGCUCGUCAAGGCGGUUUCGCUCGUUAUGCCAUUCAACUAUAUGAGGCCGUCGUCCGUUCACAAAAAAAGCUACCAAUCAAACUGUUUUCCAGCCGCGAUCCCGGAAGAAUCGAAGCUCUCGGAUUCCACGAGUUCAGAAUCAUGAAGUAUGGAUGCUGUGGUCAUGAGCACUACCACGAUUGUUUGCAGAAUUUCUUCGGCAAGGAGUACGAUUUCCAAAUCGCAAAGCUGUCCUUAUUUUACGCGGUCCCACCCACGACUUGGGAAAUAUUUGCACACGUUCACCUGGCCUUUGUUCGUCUUAGCCCUAGUGUUCUUGAUAGCUGCCAGUAA
This is a messenger RNA of Echinococcus granulosus, 1269 nucleotides long. RefSeq names its product Serine/threonine-protein phosphatase PP1-beta catalytic subunit. The coding region runs from base 1 to 1269 and encodes 422 amino acids. The transcript is spliced from 10 exons. The record is from RefSeq and is a predicted model, not a curated record. NCBI's taxonomy places the organism in Eukaryota, Metazoa, Platyhelminthes, Cestoda, Cyclophyllidea, Taeniidae. Gene Ontology annotation, cellular component: nucleus; cytoplasm. Gene Ontology annotation, molecular function: protein serine/threonine phosphatase activity.